Arctia plantaginis is the source of this 5442-nucleotide messenger RNA. Lineage: Eukaryota; Metazoa; Arthropoda; Insecta; Lepidoptera; Erebidae. The record is from the annotation of a GenBank genome assembly.
AUGUACUACUUUUGUUUCAGGCUUCUCAGCCUCGAUGUCUCCGCGCUCGAGGACGUGUAUUGGCUGGAAGACACGAGGGCACGCCACGUGCUUGAGCCGAAGGACUUCGGCGCUUGGUCAGCCGCUCGUCAAAGUCUCCCCACUGGCAAAGACGCGCUGCAAACUCUUAAAUCAGAGCUCUGGAGUGCUGUUGUGAAGAAUAGCAAGCACCAAGAUGCUUGGACUUGGGGUGGCAUGCUGGUCGUGUCAGUAUCGGUUUGUGGGCUGGUGACACUCGCGGCGAUGACGCAGCCAUCGUUGGCCCCUGAGGCUAAGCAUUCGUUGCUGCAGUACGUCACCGGGAAAUAUCUUCACCCUCCCAGUUGUAAGGUGGAAUGGGGAUGGCAGGAGCCCCAGGCGGUAGGCGAAACGAUGUGCUUUACAGUGCAUUGUUUUCAACGCAACGGGCAGCCAUACCCCAUAUGUGACACAGACGAAUUAACGGUUUCCAUAUCACAUGGCACCAGGAAGGUAACUGCGGUUAUAGAAUUAGGAUCUGGUGACCCUGCACAAGCGAAUACGGCACGCGUCAAAUUUACUGUGAGAACAGCCGGCAUCUACAUCAUAUCUAUCAUGAUAGGCGGCGUGUCGGUGUGCGGCGCGCCGUUCCGCAAGUGGUUCAGCGCGGGGCGCGUGGAGGCGCGGCGCUCGCGCGUGGGGCGCGCGCACGCCGCGCUCGUGUUCGCCGCCGGGCACGCGCGCGCGCUGCACGUGCACCCGCGCGACCAGUACGACAACCCCGCGCCGCUGCAGCCCGCCGACCAGAACCCGCCGAGGGGCUUCUCCAUCAAACUCAAUCUCCUCGGCAGUGAAGUGGAUGAGGCCUUGUGUUCGUCAGCUACGUUCUCGUACGACAAUGUAAACCAGCGCGUGAUACUUACCCUGUGCUUCGAACGGGCCGGAGUGUACCGGGCCGCGGUCUUUUACGACGAUGUGUUAUUGCAUAACGGGGAAUUCGAUUGCAUCGUACUUACAGCGAGCGACACGGCGACAGUGCAGCGCAACAUCUCGUCGAAGCGCCACAACAUCUGCUACGAGGCGCGGCUGGUGUCGGGCAAGCCGCGCCGCGUGCUGUGCUGCAUCAGCCCCAAGCAGCUCACGCUCAAGGACUAUAUCUUCAAGUUUAUACCCAAAAGGAUUACCAGUUUCCGCCUGUGCCCUUCUACCAAGUUAAUCCUGAAGCCUUGCGGCGGGGAGUUCACCCUGGAGGACGGCGUGCAGCCGCAGCUGGAGCUGGUGUCCGCCGAGCGGGACCUUAUCGCCGCCACCUUCACUCAGCUGCUCAUCGCCAACUGCGGGGGGGAAGACACCUUUAAGAACAAACAAGACUUUUUCUACAGUGAAAUUCGCAAGGCACACUCUCGUCACCCACACGAGAAGUUGGCCAUCAGGGUUUUGCGCUCGGAGCUGGUGCGGAGUAGCCUCAAGGCCACCAGGCACUUCACGAUGGCGGAUUGGUGCAAAAAUUUCGAUGUCACCUUCCAGGGAGAACAAGGAGUGGACUGGGGUGGCGUACGCCGCGAGUGGUUCUCUCUACUGUGUGGUCAGCUGUUCGAUGCCAAGUUUGGACUUUUUGUGUCUUUCCACGACUCACCUACCGGUCUUGUACAUCCAAACCCUGAUCGACCACCACAUUUGAAGCUGAAGCACUUCGAGCUGGCGGGCAAGCUGGUGGGCAAGUGUCUGUACGAGAGCGCGCUGGGCGGGUCGUACCGCCAGCUCGUGCGCGCGCGCCUCACGCGCUCCUUCCUCGCGCAGAUCAUCGGCCUGCGCGUGCACUACAAGGUACUCACGUUACACUCACGCGCUCCUUCCUCGCGCAGAUCAUCGGCCUGCGCGUGCACUACAAGGUACUCACGUUACACUCACGCGCUCCUUCCUCGCGCAGAUCAUCGGCCUGCGCGUGCACUACAAGGUACUCACGUUACACUCACGCGCUCCUUCCUCGCGCAGAUCAUCGGCCUGCGCGUGCACUACAAGGUACUCACGUUACACUCACGCGCUCCUUCCUCGCGCAGAUCAUCGGCCUGCGCGUGCACUACAAGGUACUCACGUUACACUCACGCGCUCCUUCCUCGCGCAGAUCAUCGGCCUGCGCGUGCACUACAAGGUACUCACGUUACACUCACGCGCUCCUUCCUCGCGCAGAUCAUCGGCCUGCGCGUGCACUACAAGGUACUCACGUUACACUCACGCGCUCCUUCCUCGCGCAGAUCAUCGGCCUGCGCGUGCACUACAAGGUACUCACGUUACACUCACGCGCUCCUUCCUCGCGCAGAUCAUCGGCCUGCGCGUGCACUACAAGGUACUCACGUUACACUCACGCGCUCCUUCCUCGCGCAGAUCAUCGGCCUGCGCGUGCACUACAAGGUACUCACGUUACACUCACGCGCUCCUUCCUCGCGCAGAUCAUCGGCCUGCGCGUGCACUACAAGGUACUCACGUUACACUCACGCGCUCCUUCCUCGCGCAGAUCAUCGGCCUGCGCGUGCACUACAAGGUACUCACGUUACACUCACGCGCUCCUUCCUCGCGCAGAUCAUCGGCCUGCGCGUGCACUACAAGGUACUCACGUUACACUCACGCGCUCCUUCCUCGCGCAGAUCAUCGGCCUGCGCGUGCACUACAAGGUACUCACGUUACACUCACGCGCUCCUUCCUCGCGCAGAUCAUCGGCCUGCGCGUGCACUACAAGGUACUCACGUUACACUCACGCGCUCCUUCCUCGCGCAGAUCAUCGGCCUGCGCGUGCACUACAAGGUACUCACGUUACACUCACGCGCUCCUUCCUCGCGCAGAUCAUCGGCCUGCGCGUGCACUACAAGGUACUCACGUUACACUCACGCGCUCCUUCCUCGCGCAGAUCAUCGGCCUGCGCGUGCACUACAAGGUACUCACGUUACACUCACGCGCUCCUUCCUCGCGCAGAUCAUCGGCCUGCGCGUGCACUACAAGGUACUCACGUUACACUCACGCGCUCCUUCCUCGCGCAGAUCAUCGGCCUGCGCGUGCACUACAAGGUACUCACGUUACACUCACGCGCUCCUUCCUCGCGCAGAUCAUCGGCCUGCGCGUGCACUACAAGGUACUCACGUUACACUCACGCGCUCCUUCCUCGCGCAGAUCAUCGGCCUGCGCGUGCACUACAAGGUACUCACGUUACACUCACGCGCUCCUUCCUCGCGCAGAUCAUCGGCCUGCGCGUGCACUACAAGGUACUCACGUUACACUCACGCGCUCCUUCCUCGCGCAGAUCAUCGGCCUGCGCGUGCACUACAAGGUACUCACGUUACACUCACGCGCUCCUUCCUCGCGCAGAUCAUCGGCCUGCGCGUGCACUACAAGGUACUCACGUUACACUCACGCGCUCCUUCCUCGCGCAGAUCAUCGGCCUGCGCGUGCACUACAAGGUACUCACGUUACACUCACGCGCUCCUUCCUCGCGCAGAUCAUCGGCCUGCGCGUGCACUACAAGGUACUCACGUUACACUCACGCGCUCCUUCCUCGCGCAGAUCAUCGGCCUGCGCGUGCACUACAAGGUACUCACGUUACACUCACGCGCUCCUUCCUCGCGCAGAUCAUCGGCCUGCGCGUGCACUACAAGGUACUCACGUUACACUCACGCGCUCCUUCCUCGCGCAGAUCAUCGGCCUGCGCGUGCACUACAAGGUACUCACGUUACACUCACGCGCUCCUUCCUCGCGCAGAUCAUCGGCCUGCGCGUGCACUACAAGGUACUCACGUUACACUCACGCGCUCCUUCCUCGCGCAGAUCAUCGGCCUGCGCGUGCACUACAAGGUACUCACGUUACACUCACGCGCUCCUUCCUCGCGCAGAUCAUCGGCCUGCGCGUGCACUACAAGGUACUCACGUUACACUCACGCGCUCCUUCCUCGCGCAGAUCAUCGGCCUGCGCGUGCACUACAAGGUACUCACGUUACACUCACGCGCUCCUUCCUCGCGCAGAUCAUCGGCCUGCGCGUGCACUACAAGGUACUCACGUUACACUCACGCGCUCCUUCCUCGCGCAGAUCAUCGGCCUGCGCGUGCACUACAAGGUACUCACGUUACACUCACGCGCUCCUUCCUCGCGCAGAUCAUCGGCCUGCGCGUGCACUACAAGGUACUCACGUUACACUCACGCGCUCCUUCCUCGCGCAGAUCAUCGGCCUGCGCGUGCACUACAAGGUACUCACGUUACACUCACGCGCUCCUUCCUCGCGCAGAUCAUCGGCCUGCGCGUGCACUACAAGGUACUCACGUUACACUCACGCGCUCCUUCCUCGCGCAGAUCAUCGGCCUGCGCGUGCACUACAAGGUACUCACGUUACACUCACGCGCUCCUUCCUCGCGCAGAUCAUCGGCCUGCGCGUGCACUACAAGGUACUCACGUUACACUCACGCGCUCCUUCCUCGCGCAGAUCAUCGGCCUGCGCGUGCACUACAAGGUACUCACGUUACACUCACGCGCUCCUUCCUCGCGCAGAUCAUCGGCCUGCGCGUGCACUACAAGGUACUCACGUUACACUCACGCGCUCCUUCCUCGCGCAGAUCAUCGGCCUGCGCGUGCACUACAAGGUACUCACGUUACACUCACGCGCUCCUUCCUCGCGCAGAUCAUCGGCCUGCGCGUGCACUACAAGGUACUCACGUUACACUCACGCGCUCCUUCCUCGCGCAGAUCAUCGGCCUGCGCGUGCACUACAAGUACUUCGAACAAGAUGACCCGGAGCUGUACCUGUCUAAGAUCAAGUACGUGUUGGAGACAGACCUGGACAGCUCAGAGGGAGUGCCGGAGCUGUACUUCGCGGAGGACGUAUACGACUCUAACGGGAGGCUGCGGGAGACUCACGACCUCAUACCUAAUGGGAGCACCAUACGGGUCCGCAACAGCACCAAGAUCUCGUACCUGGACGCGCUGGCGCAGUGGCGGCUGGCGGCGCGCGUGCGCGCGGAGACCGACGCCUUCCUGCGCGGCCUCACGCUGCUCGUGCCCGACAACCUGCUCGCCAUCUUCGACGAGAACGAGCUGGAGCUGCUGGUGUGCGGCACGGGCGAGGUGUCGGUGGCGGACUGGCGCGCGCACGCGCUGGUGUCGGGCGCGGGACGCGAGUGGGAGCGACUGCUCGGCUGGCUGUGGGCGGCGCUGGCCAACUUCAGCACGGAGGAGCGUGCGCGUCUGCUGCAGUUCACCACGGGCUGCUCGCAGCUGCCCCCCGGCGGCUUCCAGGACCUCAACCCGCGCUUUCAGAUCACGCCCGCGCCCACCUUCGGCGCGCUGCCCACGGCCCACACCUGCUUCAACCAGCUCUGCCUGCCCGACUACGACAGCUACGAGCAGCUCGUGCACGCACUGCUCUGGGCCAUCAACGAGGGCGGCGAGGGCUUCGGCAUGAUAUAG